UCUUCACCCUCUAAUCCAGUUCCGCGUUGCAGAGCAUUUAAAUCCUGAAGCAUUUCCGGCAACUUCCACUCUCUCAGGCUGCAGGAGAGCAUCUGCCACAAUGACUGACCAAGCAGUCUUCGACACCAACGUAGUGACCAUGACCCGGUUCGUUAUGGAGGAGGGCAGGAAGGCGAAAGGCACCGGGGAGCUCACAACGCUGCUCAACUCGCUGUGCACGGCUGUGAAGGCUAUCUCCAGCGCUGUGCGAAAAGCUGGGAUCGCCCACCUUUAUGGCAUUGCUGGCGGCACCAAUGUGACUGGUGACCAGGUGAAGAAGCUGGACAUUCUGUCCAACGAUCUGAUCAUCAACAUGAUCAAGUCGUCCUUCACCUCCUGUGUGCUGGUGUCUGAGGAGAACGAGAAAGCUAUUAUUAUAGAGCCAGAAACGAGGGGCAAAUACAUUGUUUGCUUCGAUCCAUUGGACGGCUCCUCCAACAUCGACUGUCUCGUCUCCAUCGGGACCAUCUUUGGCAUCUACAAAAAGACCACAGAUGAUGAGCCCUGUGAGAAGGACGCCCUGCAGCCUGGCAGGACCCUUGUGGCGGCAGGCUACGCCCUCUACGGCAGCGCCACCAUGAUGGUGAUCUCCACCGGCCAGGGAGUCAACUGCUUCAUGCUCGACCCAGCAAUUGGUGAAUUUAUCCUGGUUGAUCGAGACGUGAAGAUCAAGAAGCGAGGCAAGAUUUACAGCUUGAACGAAGGUUACGCGAAGUACUUUGACCCCGCUGUCACAGAGUACCUGCAGAAGAAGAAGUUCCCUCAGGAUGGCAGUGAGCCCUACGUCGCCCGUUACAUUGGCUCCAUGGUGGCAGAUGUCCACCGAACGCUGGUGUAUGGAGGCAUCUUUUUAUACCCAGGAAAUGUGAAGAGCCCCCAAGGAAAGCUGCGACUGCUGUACGAAGGUAACCCCAUGGCCUUCAUCAUGGAGCAGGCAGGCGGCAUGGCCUCCAACGGCUUCGAGCCCAUUUUGGACAUGCAGCCCGAUAGCAUCCACCAGCGGGCUCCCGUGGCUAUGGGCUCCUCCGAGGACGUCCUGGAGUACGUCGCCAUCUGCCAGAAACAUGGCAAGAAGAAGUGAGACCGCACAGACUCCCUCUCACAACCUUCCCUGUGCAGCAAAAACCUUGUAACUGCAAACUGGAAGUCUGCCUCCUUUUUAAACUCGAUGCAAAUGCAUUUUUAUGACAUUUUGUGGAGUUUGAAAUGGUUUCUUAUAACAGAGAAUGUCAGGGGAUUUCCUCAGUUAAAACACAAAUGUGUAGUUAUAAGGUUUUUAAUGCCAAACCAGCAAUGUUCAUGUUCUGCUGACGGAUAAUAGAUGGAAGGUGGUUCAAUGCAAAGCAUGAAAACUGUACCAUGAGCUCAAUUACACAAAAACUCAUUCCACAAAAAACUACCAAAGACCAAAUGUGCCAAACAGUCAAAUGCACUUAAAUAAAAGCAGAAGCCUUCCUCCUGUUUACCUCCAGUUGUGCCUUUUUGAAUAAGAACGAACAUGUGUCAUGUGAAGGACCAAAUAUAAACCUCUGCAAACAAACCAUGAUGCCUUUUUAUUAUGUGAACAACUUCUGUUUGGAAUGAAGUCUCUCAAUAAAUACAAAUCAGUGUUUUGAAAUAUGUGUCGCAUCUUCUCACGAACAUGCAGUUUGUAUAUUCAUU
This is a messenger RNA of Cottoperca gobio, 1701 nucleotides long. It is a transcript of the gene fbp1a, whose product is annotated as fructose-1,6-bisphosphatase 1a. Gene Ontology annotation, cellular component: cytoplasm; cytosol. The record is from RefSeq and is a predicted model, not a curated record. NCBI's taxonomy places the organism in Eukaryota, Metazoa, Chordata, Actinopteri, Perciformes, Bovichtidae. Gene Ontology annotation, biological process: sucrose biosynthetic process; fructose metabolic process; fructose 1,6-bisphosphate metabolic process. Gene Ontology annotation, molecular function: fructose 1,6-bisphosphate 1-phosphatase activity.